Cygnus olor (mute swan) is the source of this 2997-nucleotide messenger RNA. It is a transcript of the gene TIMP4, whose product is annotated as TIMP metallopeptidase inhibitor 4. Gene Ontology annotation, molecular function: metalloendopeptidase inhibitor activity; protease binding. Gene Ontology annotation, cellular component: extracellular matrix. Bases 207 to 908 code for a protein of 233 amino acids. Gene Ontology annotation, biological process: negative regulation of endopeptidase activity; negative regulation of membrane protein ectodomain proteolysis. The record is from RefSeq and is a predicted model, not a curated record. NCBI's taxonomy places the organism in Eukaryota, Metazoa, Chordata, Aves, Anseriformes, Anatidae. The transcript is spliced from 6 exons.
AUAAAUAAGAGGGUCCUAUGUCAGGGAAAUUAGAAGUCAGUUAACAUAAGCGUAUACUCAGACUGAGCAUUAGAGGGCUUUUCUAAACCAAGGCUGUUGAAACUGAACAGUGAAGAAAUCAGAUAGUUAUUAGGAAGUUUAGAUAUAAAAUCAACAGUAAGAAAGCAUUUUCUCUUGGCUGACCGAUUAGUCGUGCUUAAGGCAGCAUGAAUCCUGUACUUAGUACCUUGUUGUUCUCAGUGCUUCUGCUGCUGACCCACAGAAUUCAGGAGCUGGUGGAGGCGUGCAGCUGUGCCCCUGCUCAUCCGCAGCAGCUCAUCUGCGAUUCUGCUUUAGAUGAAAUGCCUUCUUUUGUCAGCAUUAGGAAUGCCUUGAUUCGAGCAAAAAUAUCCAGUGAAAAGGUGGUUCCUGCCAGUGAUGAUCCUCUUGAUACCCACAAAAUGAUCCGGUAUGAAAUCAAACAAAUAAAGAUGUUUAAAGGAUUUGAAAAGCUCAAGGAUGUCCAGUACGUCUAUACUCCUUUUGAUUCAUCACUCUGUGGAGUGAAACUAGAAGCUAACAACAAAAAACAAUAUCUUUUGACAGGCCAAAUUUUAAAUGAUGGUAAAGUCUUCAUCCAUUUAUGCAACUACAUUGAACCAUGGGAUGAUUUAUCUUUGUCUCAAAAGAAGAGUCUUAAUCAGAGAUAUCAAAUGGGCUGUGGCUGUAAAAUUACUACCUGCUACAUGGUGCCCUGCUCAAUCACUGCACCAAAUGAGUGCCUCUGGACAGACUGGCUGAUAGAAAGAAAGCUAUAUGGGCACCAAGCCAAGCAUUAUGCCUGUAUCAAGAGAAGUGAUGGCACUUGCAGCUGGUACCGAGGUGGCCCUCCUCCAGAGAAAGAGUUUAUUGAUAUCAGCGAACCUUAAUGUGAUGACUUCCUGAAAAGCCUUGGAGUCUAAUUCCAUCAAACAUUGCACGCUCACAGCUUUGAACUGCUAUCACCUAAUGUAUCUGUUGCUUAGAAACAAAAACAAAUUGUCCUGUACAGCUAAAGUAUGAGUCUGUGGAAUUGGCACUCAGGCAAGAAGACGAACAAAUCUCCUGGAGGUAGCUACUCUGUAAAGUUAUGCUUUAUACAGAGAGGCUCAAGCUGAGAAUGCUCCUCUGUGUUCUCUAAGGCACAACUUUUUUUUUUUUUUUUUUUUUACCAAUAUGAAUGUACAAGAACAUAAGAAUGGUCAGAAUUUCGUUCCCUAUUUUUGUCAACCUACAAAUUAAAAAAGCCCCAUGUUUUAUUCCAAACCUUUCUGAUGAACAAAGGAAAGUUUUAUAAUUUUUUUUUCUGUAUGAAAGUCUUCUGAUACAAAAGAAUUAUUGUACAGUGUAUAUGCAAAGUAUUAUAACAAUUUGCUAUAAAAGAUUCAAAAAAUUGUGGUUUUUUCCUUACCUGUCAAAACAAGUUAAACACUUCAGUGAUUAAAACAAUCUGUGCUCCAUAUUUUGUAUGUUACUUAUGUCACAGGUUUCUUUAUCUACAGAGUCGUAACUUUCAUUGAUAAUUAAGUUAAAACACAGCCUUGAUAAUCAAAAUCCCCUUAUCCAAUUCAAUAUUCCUGUGAACUAGCUAUACCUUGCAGACCGUAAAGGCAGAUGUUCUAAUGCUUCAGCAUUUUAUAGAACCAACAUAAAUAAUGACAGGUGAAAACUGUUUAUAUUUACAGAAAUUUACAUGUCCAUCAUCACUGCAGCUGUAGUACUUGAUAUUGCCUCUCUAAAUGUGUGACUAGGUCAUUUUACUUCAGCACUAUUAAAGCCUUGGCUUUAGAAGCUCAUGUAAAAAUAUAUGCAGUAGAUAUUUAAUAACUUACAGUGCAAGUGAUUCCUAAAAAGCUCUCAAAUACUGGUUCAUAUUUAAUAAUACAUUAAAUUUACAUUAAUGACUUUUCAUUCAUGAAUGCCCAUUGACAUCUGUCAUAACGAAUUUUUUAACUCUGACUUAACCUAGAGAAGUGUUACAACUUACCCUAGCGAAGCGUUGCAACAUAGUUUACCUUUUAGCUUCUUAGAGUCUAAACUUUUAUAAUUUGAUUACUGUAGUUAAUAGCUAAUCUCACACAUAUUUAAGUUUACAAAAGUAACUCAAUUCACGGUAGUAAAACUGAAGAAAUUAUUUUGGUAAAUACCAAAGUUUAGGUAGUUGACGAACUGCUUGUGUUCUAGAAACUGGAUGAGAACCAUCACACACGUUAUGGAUCUGUAACAGUUGCCAUUUCCAACCUAUAUUUUACUCUCUCUAACUUUCCCUACUGGAUUUCUUUAAAUUCAUUCCAAUUUUGCCUAAAGAUUACUCUCAUUUAUUCCUCAUACAGGAAUUUAGAACAAUAGGCAGAGAAAAAUAUUUAGACAGUUCUGUUCUCAUUUGGAUAGAUCAGGUCCAUUUGAAAGUUUAACAAACACUGUGACAUUUCCAGCCUAUGGAUUCAUCAAGAGUUAGAGCUGUUAUUGUCUGAUGGCUCAAGGGUCCAGUUUUCCAAAUAGUGCCUUUAGUCUAUUUGCCAUUGAGACCUUUAAAAAUCAUCACGACUUAAAAUUGCAAAGAACAUAUGCAUUUCUUUAAGUGAAUGGGCAUUUCUAAUUCUAUUCAAUUCAAUGAAAGUGUAUUUUGGGCUUAAAAUUCAGCACGUCCUAUAUAAUUGUCAUACUAAGAUAUGUCAUUGGAUAUAAAAUGUAUACUUGCAAAAGACUGUAUAAAUGAUUUUUGUGACAUACUCUGUUUUAGUGUUUCUGUUAUUUUGACAAUUGCAUUAAUCCAUAUUUAAAUGACAGACAAUGGCAGCUUUGAGAAGACAAUUGUGAGAAUGAAUAUUAUUUACUUUUCUUGUGGCUAAAUUAAUACUUACAGAAAAGCAAUGAAGUAAAAAUCUAUUUUGCUGGAGAUUGUAAAUGGUACUUACAUAAGGGCUUUUAUAUUUUGUUUGACUGUAAAACUAAAUAAAUAGAAAAAAAACGUUGAAA